Hemisphaericaspora subhashii is the source of this 2760-nucleotide messenger RNA. It is a transcript of the gene ASE1, whose product is annotated as Ase1p. Gene Ontology annotation, cellular component: cytoplasm; mitotic spindle midzone; spindle. Gene Ontology annotation, biological process: mitotic spindle midzone assembly; microtubule cytoskeleton organization. Bases 1 to 2760 code for a protein of 919 amino acids. The record is from RefSeq and is a predicted model, not a curated record. Gene Ontology annotation, molecular function: microtubule binding. NCBI's taxonomy places the organism in Eukaryota, Fungi, Ascomycota, Pichiomycetes, Serinales, Debaryomycetaceae. The transcript has a single exon.
AUGGAUUCAGAGAGCAAUCGAACAAAUCCAUUAACAGCUCAAUUGAAUGAGGCACACAUACAACAUCUGCCAAAUAUAGUGCUACAGUCUUCUUAUACUCAUUCAAUGGCUUUCACAGUAAAUGGAGCAAAUCUUGAGAAAGAACCUUUAGCCAACCCCGUAGGUACGGAAGACCAAUUAGUACGGAAACAUUUUGAUAACAUAACCACAACUGUACAAACAACAUUAGAAGAAUUGGAUGAAGUAUAUAAUACUAUUGGAUAUUCCGUUGAGGAAAAGUCUGAAAAGAAAUCUGAGAUAUUCAAUGAAAUUCAAUCUACAAUACGUGACUUUGCCGACAAUAUACAUCGAGAAAAGACUCAGAUUGAAGAUGAAUGUGAAUGGCUACGCAAACAAACUAAAGUCAUCCUUUCAAUGAUAAAUGAUUCCAAAGGUGAACGGAAUCUAAGUCUCAUGGACCGUGGCCUCUUAUUCAGCAACCAAAAUUCUUAUGAAGAAGGUUAUAAACAACAAGUAUUGGCAGACUUAUCAGAGAGACAAUCACAACAAAAUUUCCUGGAUUUUGUCGAAACAGACUCCAAUAAUCCUUUCUUAGUUAAACAGAAAUCCAUAGGACAAGAAUUCGAAACAAUGCUUAGAAACAUUCCAAAUUUAUCAUUGAUUCAACUUAAAACGAAAUUGAAUUCCAUAAUAUUCCACGUUUUGCAAAUAUUCGUGAACCAAUUCAGGCAAUUUAACAAUCUAAAUCUAAACUAUGCGGAAUUGAAAGAAGUAAUAGGUGAUUUCAUAUCCAAGGAAGAUAAUCAACUGAUCAUUUCAUCAAUUCCAUCUCGAGCCGAAGCAGAAUUUCAUAAGAAAGUUCUAGAUCAAUUUGAGGAAAUAACCACCAAACUCAAUCUGCUUAGUCUGUCAGCUACUAAACAUUGUGUGGACAACUCGUCGAUUAUAGAUGCAAGUCCGAGAAAAACUUCAGUUCCACGAAAGGCAUCGGGUCAAAUCGACGCCAAUUCUUCUCCCGAACGCGAACUACUCAGUUCUUUGAGAGAUAUAAAUCGACAUCUAGUCAAUAUCAUUCGUGGACUUCGAUUUCCUAAAAUUUCCCAAGACCUACUAAAUGUUUUGCUGGAUGAAAUAAAUGAGAGUAGAACGGAAAUGAAUAUUCGAAAGGACAAAGUCAGUCAAAUUAUCUGCAAUUGUUUUGCCUACAUAGAGUCUUUACAAAUGACUGAUGCUCUGUUAGAGGAGAUCCAAAAGAAAUCUGAAUAUUCUGAAGCUGAGCAAGUAUUUUUAGAUAUAGACACUUUGCAAGCGAUAGGCAGGGAUCCAGUUGAAUUUGGCCUUAACAAUGUCCACGUUGAAUUUUUGAUGAAAUUCGAGAACAUCUUGAGGUCUCUCAAGGAAUCCAGGCAACAGCAAUGGGAUAAAUAUUCAAAGAGCUGUACUGAGCUUUGGGGAAAACUUGGUGAAGGUGAUGCGUAUAUUAAUGAUUUUUUGGCAAGAAAUAGGCCAUUAACGGAAAUUUCACUUCUUAACUUCCAAAUGGAAUUGAACAAAUUGUAUCAAAAGAGAUCACAAUUUAUUGAACAAUUUAUAAGUGACACAAAGAAUGAAAUAGAAAAGAUGUGGUCAAUAAUGUUUUAUUCAACAGAGAACAAGCAGGAGUUUGAAUUUUACGGAUAUGAUCCUAAUAGAGACGAUCAAAAUAAGGAAACGGUAUUAGCCAAGCACGAAGAAGAAUUGAGUCGAUUGAAGGAAGAGUAUCAUUCUAAGAAAACUGUUCUUGACUUGUAUAACGAGCUCAAUGAACUCGUUAAGGAUCAGGAGUUCUUGCAAAAAUCAUCGAUGGAUUCUUCUAGAUUGUUAAGCAAAAAUUCUUGCAAGAUACUAUUGAAUGAAGAAAAGAUACGAAAGAAAAUUAAUAAAAAUUUCCCAAGGGUUAUCGAAGAAUUAAAGAAUGAAGUAAAGCGAUAUAACUCCCAGGCGAUUUUGGAAGAAAAGAAGCCGAUGACCAUUAAUGGCGAAGAUUUAUUACAAAAGGUGCUCAGGAUUGAGAGCUCUCAGCGUCUGUCCGGAGCAAGAAUAGGAAAAGCUCCAAAGACUGCCGGACAUACCAACGUUAGUAAAAGAAGCAUUCAGACCCAUAGAUCACCCCAGAGAGUACUCAAGUCACCAAUCCGUCCACGUCAAAAUUCAAGAUCGAGAGAUGCAUCUCCAAACAAAAAACAUAAUCCACCUUCUGGUAUGAGAGUAGGUCGUGCACCGUUGGGACGUACUUUCAACAACCCUACUACCAUCAGAUUAACAAAUGCAAUAAAUUCAUCGUUGUUGCAUAAUUCGCCAACACUUUCGAUAGAGAGUCCAAUGCAGGCUUCUAAAAACAAUUCAUUAAUGUCACGCAUUCCUCCCUUUGAUUUAAAGCCAUUGAAUAAUCCACUUUCUGCAAUGCUGCCAGGAACUGGAAACUCAACUAUCUUGUCUGCUAUGGAUAAUAAUUCACCCUUGAGAGGUUACAAUUUCUCAACUAGCAGUCCUGUUCCAAAAAGGGCAAUAAAUCAAAACCAAUUGGCUCAUGGUUCGGACGAUAAGGAAAAUUCUUCUCCAUUUGUGCUUUCUCCAAUCAAAAUCAAUUCCAAGUAUUUGGAGCAUAACGUACCCUCGAGGCGGAAAUCAAGUGUCAGUACCUGUGACAGUUCGACAUUAAUCGGAGAAGAUUUCACAGGUUGGAGGCAGGAGAGAAUUAAAGAGGCAAACGAAAGUUAA